AUGGCGUACCAGGAUAUCGAGCCUGGCGCCGGCGGUGCUGUUGGUGGAAUGGGAGCAGGACAGGACCUAAUUUUAAACCCGAGCCGGUUUCGACAUGGUCGGAAGUGGCAUCCGGUACAGUGCGGCACGGGUGCUACCGCUGUCAGGCCCAUAAAUAUCCGCGGCCGGGCAGCGCCUGAGGGGUUGGAUCCGAAGGAGCCAGGAGCUGUGGCUUCACUCUGGGAAGGAACACUCGAAAAAGCGACCUCAGACUUGGGAUAUUGGGAAAAGGAUAACUGGGGCGGUGAAAGAGAAAUUGAAGCUGUACUUGCGUCUUAG
Neurospora tetrasperma FGSC 2508 is the source of this 318-nucleotide messenger RNA. RefSeq lists its product as uncharacterized. Lineage: Eukaryota; Fungi; Ascomycota; Sordariomycetes; Sordariales; Sordariaceae. The transcript is spliced from 2 exons. The record is from RefSeq and is a predicted model, not a curated record. The coding region runs from base 1 to 318 and encodes 105 amino acids.